AUGAUUAACAUACAGCUGGCGGGUUUGAAGCUUUUUCAGCAGGAUAGAACCGCUGCCUUUGGACUUGACUAUCGUGGAUCCUCUGGGGAGCCUCAACAACAUCAUGAAGCUGACGAGGCAGAGAAGAGUCUCUCCACAUCAGAACAUCUCAAGAAACAGCAGCAGAAAUGCACAGGGAAUAAACCUAACCACUGCUCUGUCUGUGGGAAGAGUUACUCAAGAUCAGAUUCACUAAAAGCACACCAGAGAAUUCACACUGGAGAAAAAUCUUAUAGCUGUGAUCAAUGUGGGAAGAAUUUUGCUACGUCUAGCAAGCUGACUAUUCACCAGAGAAAACACACAGGAGAGAAAUCUUUCCACUGCUCAGACUGUGGGAAGAGUUACUCAAGAUCAGAUUCACUAAAAGCACACCAGAGAAUUCACACUGGAGAGAAACCUUAUAGCUGUGAUCAAUGUGGGAAGAGUUUUACUACAUCUAGCCAGCUGACUAUACACCAGAGCAAGCACACAGGAGAGAAMCCUUACAACUGCUCUGACUGUGGAAAGAGUUUUGUUAUAUCAGGAUAUUUAAAAUCACACCAGAGAAUACACACAGGAGAGAARCCUUAUAMCUGUGAUCAAUGUGACAARAGUUUUAGUCACUCAAGCAGCCUGAUAGUACACCAGAGAACACACACAGGAGAGAARYCUUAUAGCUGUGAUCAAUGUGGGAAGAGUUUUACUGAAUCUAGUCAGCUGACUAAGCACCAGAGAAAACACACAGGAGAGGAAAUCUUACCACUGUUGUGACUGUGGCAAGAGUUUUGUUUUGUCAGGACUUUUAUAAAUAACACACAGGAGAGAAGUCUUACCUUAACCACACUGCUAACCCUAAUGACUAACC
Molecule: messenger RNA, 883 nt
Organism: Salvelinus sp. IW2-2015
Lineage: Eukaryota; Metazoa; Chordata; Actinopteri; Salmoniformes; Salmonidae
Source: RefSeq, a predicted model, not a curated record